AGAACCUAAGGGUUAGGGCCAAGCACUUUGAAACCCUGAAGCAGGAAAACCGUGUGGAUAAGUACAUGAAAAAGAGGGAGAAGAAACAGCGUUUCAAAGAGAUGAGAGAAAGUGGAGCGUUUUAAUGAGGUCAUAACUUAGAUGGCAGAGGAUGAGUGGGCACUUAUCCCAGACCAACACCAGCGGACAAUUGUGCAUCUCGACGUGGACUGCUUCUACGCCCAGGUGGAGAUGGUGCGUGACCCAAGCCUGCAAGACAAGCCCUUAGGGAUCAAACAGAAAAACCUGAUGGUGACGAGCAAUUACGUGGCACGCUCCAUGGGGGUGAAGAAGAGCAUGUGGAUCAAAGAUGCCGUGAAAAUUCUGCCCAGCCUAGUGUUCGUGGACGGUUCGGAUUUAACGCACUACCGGCAGUUUUCGACGGAGAUCUCUGCAGUUGCUCAGAGCUUCACGCCGAAUGUUGAAAGACUCGGGCUUGAUGAAAACUACGUCGAUAUCACAGACAUUGUGGGAGACUAUAUUUCUCCAGAGUAUAAUGCAGUUGAGGGGCAUGUAUUUGGGGACAAAGAGGAGGAUAAUAAGGUUCUGGGGGAUCCCUGUGGAUGUGGAUGCCUGCAGAGACUAACGGCAGGUAGCCACUUGGCCAAGAAAAUACGUCAGCAGAUCCUGGAGACGACAGGGAUAACCUGCUGUGCUGGGGUGGCCCACAAUAAGCUCCUGGCCAAGCUCAUUUCCGGGUACUAUAAGCCAAACCAGCAAACAGUGGUGUUCCCAUGGCAAGUGCAUGAUGUCAUGGAGUCCCUGAAACAGGCUAGAAGUAUUCCAGGGAUUGGAAGCACCACCUUCAAGAUUCUGGAGGACUUGAGCAUUUCAACAGUACAAGAUCUACAGAAUGCAAGUUUAAGUACAUUACACACUCGUUUUGAUGAAGAGACAAGUAAGAGAUUAAAGGAUCUAAGUUAUGGCAUAGAUGAGAGCCUUGUUAGAAAAAGUGGGAAACCACAGAGUAUUGGUUUAGAGGAUGCAUUUAAGAAGGUGAGCUCAAUUGCAGAGGUGCGUAUCAAAUAUCACACUCUACUAGGGAGACUCUUAAAACUCUUAGCAGAGGAUGGCCGUGUACCUGGAGCUCUCAAGGUAUCAGUUCGUAAAUUUGACAAAGAGCUAAGAUUCGGACACAGAGAAACUAAGCAAGUGCCACUUUUAGCAUCUCUGUUUUCCCCUGGAGUGAAAGAUAUCACAGAAAAAACUAAGUCAGAUUUGAUGAAUUUGAUAAUAACCUUAUUUCACAAAAUGGUCGAUGUAAGUAAACCCUUUCAUCUAACUCUUGUUGGUGUCGGAUUCACAAAGUUCAUAGAGAGGGCUAAAGAAGGAAAGGCAAUAAGCUCUUUCUUCUCAAAAACCUCUAAGGAGAAAAAGGAAAGCAUAAGAACGGUUGAACCUAAGCCCUUGAACGUAUCCCAGAAUUCAGAGGGUUCAUGUAAGUUAGACAGCAAACUUGUCAGAGAAGAACCAAGCCCUUUAGAUAUCAGACUCCAAGAAAAGGAUUCUUCAUCUGAAGAAGCAAGUGAUGCAGAGGACUUUCACCAGCCCAUAGAAGAUGUAUACAGUGAGAAGACAUAUCACCAUGCUCAGGAUCAGUCACACAACAACAGUGAAAAUAAAGCUGAUGAUGAAGCACAAGAAUCAGCUGAGAAAUAUCCCUCUGAGAUAGAUAGUUCUAAAUCAUUGCCAUCUCAAGUGUCAGAUUUACCCAGUGGGAUUGACAGAGAAGUAUUUGAAUCUCUUCCCCCAGACCUCCAAGCGGAAGUCUUGAGAUCUUACCAGGCAAGCUCAUUAACCAACAAUAGGGAGAACAAAACAGAAGGUAAAGGAGUGAAAAUCCCAACGAGUAAAAGCAAAAGCCCUGCCAAAUGUAAUGUGAAUAGAAAACGCAGCUUGGAUGUGUAUUUCAAAAAUACCCAGAAUCAGGAUGCACGUGAAGCAGACAACAAAAGGGUUAAAUUGGGAAAGGAGACAGAAAAGAUAAGCGAGUUAAACAAUAGCUCAUGUGAUAGUCUUAGUGUCGAGAAACCUUCGUGUAGCAGAGACAACACAGUUCACAAGGAUCAUUUCCCAGAACCUGAAAGAGUAAGUAAUGGUAAAGCUGAAUUACCUGUAGAAACCAAAAACAAUAUUGAUGUCCUCAUAAAGAAGGGCAUUGAUCCAGAUGUUUUCAAUUCACUCCCAAAAGAACUGCAGGCAGAAAUUCUGGGUGAGGAAAAGUUGGAAAAGCCAGUAUUUAGUCCCCCUAGAAAAAAAACACAGAAUUCAAAAAGUUCAAACGAAUCAACUUCUAUUCUAAAGUACUUCAAAAAGAAAUAAGAAAGAAACGUGUUGCUCUGUGACAUAGUAUUUAUGAUUCUGUCUGUAUUUUGUGUCAUGUAAUGUAAAUUAUGUAUAUUGCAAUAUAUUUUUGCUGUACAGACCUCUCCUAAUAAACAAUGUUUUUCUAAGAAA
Messenger RNA from Penaeus indicus, 2496 nucleotides. Its product is annotated as DNA polymerase iota-like. Lineage: Eukaryota; Metazoa; Arthropoda; Malacostraca; Decapoda; Penaeidae. Gene Ontology annotation, molecular function: DNA-directed DNA polymerase activity; damaged DNA binding. Bases 142 to 2361 code for a protein of 739 amino acids. The transcript is spliced from 2 exons. Gene Ontology annotation, biological process: translesion synthesis. The record is from RefSeq and is a predicted model, not a curated record.